This is a messenger RNA of Penicillium mononematosum, 2571 nucleotides long. RefSeq names its product MCM DNA helicase complex subunit MCM3. The record is from RefSeq and is a predicted model, not a curated record. The transcript has 8 exons. Gene Ontology annotation, biological process: mitotic DNA replication initiation; DNA replication; double-strand break repair via break-induced replication. Bases 1 to 2571 code for a protein of 856 amino acids. NCBI's taxonomy places the organism in Eukaryota, Fungi, Ascomycota, Eurotiomycetes, Eurotiales, Aspergillaceae. Gene Ontology annotation, molecular function: ATP binding; single-stranded DNA binding; single-stranded DNA helicase activity. Gene Ontology annotation, cellular component: nucleus; MCM complex.
AUGGACGGUUUACAACUACGUGAUGAGGCCGCGCAGGAUCGCGUGCGUGCCGCAACUGAAUUUCUUGACCCUAAUGAUGCACGGGCACGCAGUUACCGAGCGGAUAUUGUGGUUAUGCUGAACAAGGGUGGGCGACGAUUGACGGUCAGCAUCGAUGAAAUCAGAGCACACAACCGGGAGCUUGCCGAUGGGCUGCUUUCUUCGCCGUUUGAUUAUUCACAAGCCUUUGACGCAGCCUUGAAGGCGGUUGUCAAAACCUUGCCUGGUCGGCCACUUAGAGAAACCUCGGAUGAUGCGAACUACUACUGCGCUUAUGUCGGUGCAUUCGGAGAAUUUUCUUCCAAUCCGCGCACGUUGGGAUCAGAACACUUGAACCACAUGGUCUCUCUCGAGGGCAUUGUGACAAAAUGCUCUCUCGUACGCCCGAAGAUCAUCCAGAGUGUUCAUUAUGUCGAAAGGAAGGAUCGGUUUGUUGCCAGAAAAUAUCGUGAUCAAACUAUGGGUGCCAGCGGUGCAACCAGUUUGAACGUUUACCCUCAAGAGGACGAUGAGAAGAACCCGCUUAUCACCGAGUACGGUUACUCAACAUAUCUCGACCACCAGUCGAUUUCUAUCCAAGAAAUGCCCGAACGUGCCCCGGCAGGACAAUUGCCCCGAAGUGUCGAUGUCAUUUUGGAUGACGACCUCGUCGACACUGCCAAGCCUGGCGAUAGAAUCCAGUUGGUGGGUAUCUACCGUACCCUUGGUAACGGAGGCAGUGGCUCGUCGACUUUCCGCACCGUCAUCAUGGCGAACAACAUUAUCCAGUUGUCUUCGAAGAGCGGUGGAGGCAUUGCAGAGGCAGUGCUUACGGAUACCGACAUUCGAAACAUCAAUCAGAUUGCCAAGAAGAAGAAUGUGUUUGACUUGUUGUCCAAGUCCCUGGCUCCUAGUAUCCACGGGCAUGACUACAUCAAGAAAGCCAUUCUCCUGAUGCUUCUCGGUGGAAUGGAGAAGAACUUAGAUAACGGAACUCAUCUUCGUGGUGAUAUCAACAUCCUUAUGGUUGGUGAUCCCUCGACUGCGAAGUCCCAGCUUCUUCGUUUUGUGUUGAAUACGGCGCCAUUGGCGAUCGCUACUACAGGUCGUGGUUCGUCCGGUGUCGGUUUGACUGCUGCUGUUACAUCCGACAAAGAAACCGGCGAACGUCGACUGGAGGCUGGUGCAAUGGUUCUCGGUGACCGUGGUGUGGUGUGUAUUGAUGAGUUCGACAAAAUGAGUGAUGUCGAUCGCGUCGCCAUCCACGAAGUCAUGGAACAGCAGACUGUUACAAUCGCAAAGGCCGGUAUCCACACAAGCUUGAAUGCUCGCUGCAGUGUCCUUGCAGCAGCCAAUCCGAUUUAUGGCCAAUAUGAUCCCCACAAAGACCCGCAUAAGAACAUUGCUCUCCCUGACUCCUUGCUUUCUCGUUUCGAUUUGCUGUUCGUCGUGACCGACGAUAUUGAGGAUACCCAUGACCGAAUAAUUUCAGAGCACGUUCUACGCAUGCACCGUUACCGCCAGCCUGGCACCGAAGAGGGUGCGCCGGUUCGGGAACAGCUCAAUCAAACAUUGGGCGUGGGAGGUGAAGACCGUCAAGAUGCCAACGCGCCAAGUGAGGUCUUCGAGAAGUUCAAUGUUAUGCUCCACGGUGGCAUGGUCGACGCUGCCAAUGCUGGUCGCCGCCGUGGUAAGAAUGUGGAAAUCAUUAGUAUUCCCUUCAUCAAGAAGUACAUUCAAUACGCCAAGAAGCGAAUCACGCCCGUCUUGACCAAGGGAGCUGCCGACCACGUCAUCGCCACAUACUCUGCUCUGCGAAACGAUGAACUCACUGGCAACAAGCGUCGCACAUCACCCAUCACCCCGCACGAGAAGGAUGCUAAAAAUGCCGAGAUCAUCCUGCGUUUCGCCAUGUUCAAGGAAGUGGUCGAGGACGAGCGCCGGAAGAGACGUAAGACCACAUUUGACGAUUCCUCCGACGAUGACAGCGAAGCCGAACUCGAUGACGACUCCGAUGAUGACACCAACGCCCGCGGCACAUCGACCGCCACACCGGGUAGACGCACUGGCACAGCACGCACCCGCGGUACCGCAACGCAGUCUAGUGUUCCAGUCCCGGACGAGGACGAAGACCCAGACAGUCUAUACACAGCCAGCCCUCGCGCUCAACGCUUGCGUUCGAGCCAGACAGCUCGCACCCAAACCCAAACUGACUCCCAGAUGUCAAUGGCAUCCUCGCAGCCAGCCUCGCAACUCAUCGAGUCCCAGACAGACUCGCAGUCCACUUCCGCAGACGUCCCGAUCACGCCUGCGCGCAUGACAGUCUUCCGGCAGACUCUGGGCCCGCUCAUGGGCAAGACGGUGUUCAAAGAUAGUGACACAAGCAAGAUUGAUGACUUGAUCAAUGCUGUUAAUACUGCUAUCCGGGAAUCAUCCCAACUUGGCGCUUCGCACGUCUUCUCCCGCCCCGAGGCUAUCCAGGCCUUGCGGGUCAUGAAUGAGGACAAUAUCCUGAUGUACCUCGAGGAUGACGAAGAUGUGUACCGGGUCUAA